AUGAAAAUAACUUAUAAACUUAUAGCACAGUAUUUAUUCUUUUGUUUAAUCAUAACAUUAACGAAAUCACAACAGUAUUUUAACUACACGGAGAGUACAUUAGAAACACAAGACACACCACCACUUGUAGCUGACAUUAAAACUUAUAAUGACGGAACAAUUCUCGUUCAUGUUAUACGAAAUGAUUCAACACAAUCAAACAUCGAUUGUUUAAAAUUUCGUGGGAUGAGUUUGGAACAGAAAUUACGUAUAAGAAUUAUUCAUUUAAAUGGAACAGUUAAAGAGAUUAAUCCCGAUUUAAAAUUAGAUCCUGUGAAUUAUUGUUUAUUCAAUAAUACAGAAUAUAAAAUUAACAAACUUAAUAAUAUAUUGAUAUAUUUAAAAGAUACUAAAAAGAACAACACAAGUAUAUUGCAUAAUAUUAUAAAUCCUAUUUCGAUAUAUCCUUUACAAAAACAGUUCAUUCUAGUAACUUAUGUAAACACUACAAAUUCUUCUAAUCUUACAACUUAUGAAGAGUGGGCGAAUGUUAUCGAUUGGAAUGGAAAUAGUCAAAGUGAUGAUUCUGGAAAUUUGUAUAACUCUAGUUAUAUCAUUUAUUUCUCUUCUUAUUAUUAUUCUCUGGUCACGAUAAUUUCCACUGUUGAUAAUGGCUAUAUAGCGGUUUCAAACAAUACACAAUAUAACAGCGACUUGUUACUUCCACUUGGCGGGCUUUACACAUCAUUUAUACCCUACAAUCAGUACAAUACUUAUAAUUAUAAUUCAGAAAGACAGAUUUAUAUAACACAAACUAAUAUGACAAUUAAUUCAGUUUCUUGUGAUAAUUCAUGUUAUGGAUUUAUUCUUUGUAUAGUCACUGUCAUUAGCAGCAACAAUAUACUGCACUAUCUAAAAAUGUUUCUCGAUUCAGUAGGUGCAGUACUAACAAUGGAUAUAAUUUACGAACACCCUAAUUCACCGGGACCUUUUCUUACAAAUUAUUUUGGUGUAAAUGCUAUUAUGAAUAAUAAUACACUUCUACUCGCUUCUCCAUAUACAAAUAAUAAUACUUCUUGGUCUUUGCUCACUAUUCCGUUACCUUUACCUGAUCAUAUUAGGGAUUCUGGCUAUGAUAAUCCACUUAUAAACAUAACAAUUCCACCAAUCAAUGCUGUUGUCAAUUCAUCAACGACCACCUUAAACAUCACUUUCACUGAGUCGGUUAUGUUGUCAACCGGCAACAUCACUAUCUACAAAGCCUCUGAUAACAGCAUUAGACAAAGAAUUUCUGCAAAAAUGCAUGAGUUCUGUAAAAUCAGUGGUGUUUGGAGUGAUAUUGUUAGCAUAACGGUCAUUAAAAGCACAUUCAACGAGUAUGGCGAACAAUAUUUUGUGACGAUGGAUAAUAAUUUUGUCACGAGUUUUGAUAACCUUCUAAAAGGAAUUCAUGAUGGUAUUUGGAUUCUUAAAUCAG
Messenger RNA from Scutellospora calospora, 1456 nucleotides. Lineage: Eukaryota; Fungi; Glomeromycota; Glomeromycetes; Diversisporales; Gigasporaceae. The record is from the annotation of a GenBank genome assembly.